AUGUUAUGGUACCCUCUGACCCCAUCGCCUCGGCGUUUGGCCACAAACCCGAGGACCCUUCCAGAGCUCAACGGUGACGACCCACUUCUCUCAGGCUACCCUGAGCCCUGGGGACAAUGUGGAGGCUUGUGUUUAUUUGAUACUGUUGUUGUUGUUGUUGCUGCUGUUGUUGUUUUUGUUGGUAUUGGCAUUGCUGCUGAUGCUGCUGAUAGUAGUAUCGAUAGUGGUAUUUUUUUUCCCCCAUUCGUCAAAUUCUUGUUGCUUUCAUUAUCGCCGACAUCGUUGCUAAGUUUGAUGUUGUUAUUGAUGCUAAUAGUGGUUCUGCUACUGUAG
Molecule: messenger RNA, 333 nt
Organism: Protopolystoma xenopodis
Lineage: Eukaryota; Metazoa; Platyhelminthes; Monogenea; Polystomatidea; Polystomatidae
Source: the annotation of a GenBank genome assembly